Molecule: messenger RNA, 3149 nt
Organism: Thamnophis elegans (Western terrestrial garter snake)
Lineage: Eukaryota; Metazoa; Chordata; Lepidosauria; Squamata; Natricidae
Gene: FASTKD2
Product: FAST kinase domains 2
Exons: 12
Coding region: 300-2333 (677 amino acids)
Biological process (GO): regulation of mitochondrial mRNA stability; mitochondrial RNA processing
Cellular component (GO): ribonucleoprotein granule; mitochondrial matrix
Molecular function (GO): RNA binding
Source: RefSeq, a predicted model, not a curated record
AAGGGACCCUCGCGUCGCGCGCCAACCGCGUCACCCGGCUUCCCGGUUUCAGCGUGUCGCGCGUCCGGGGCCCGGAAGUGGAACGGAGAGCCGGACGGUCCUGCCGGGUGGAGAUCGAGCCACGAGGAGCAAGCGGGAAGCAAAGCGCAAGGAAAGGAAGAGCGAGGGAUUUGGGAAGAAGGAGGCCGAGGCGCCUUUGUCCUUUGCUCUGCCCUUUAAUGCAAAUUCCCAGCUGAGACUGCUGAGAAUUCAGUUCAAAUAGUUUUUUUCCAAGCAAGAUAUUGUAAAGAAACGGCAAGAUGAAUAGCAAACUGGAGUAUUUUAUAAAGUCAAUAAGAAGGCUACAGGCAUGUCACAAUGCAGCGAGAUCUUUUCCUAGAAAAGAAAUCAAAACAACUGCGUCUGGGAUUAGUGGUUAUAAAAAUUCUGCACAAAAUAUUCAAUCUCCAUUGUACGUUCCUUCUUGCUGGCUCCAUUCUUCAAUUUCAACUAGUUCUCAAAAUUCUUUUGUUUAUGAUGGGAGCAGUGAUGCAAAUGAGCAGAAAGUAACUAAUGAUCUUGACCACGAGCAGAAUUCCAAACCCAUUCAGUUGAACUCCUCAGAGGAACUUAGAAAUACCAUUGAAGAAGAAAGGGAUGAAUUUGACAUUUCCCAGAAAUUUUUCAGUGACCUUAAAAAAUGUGUAUCUCCUUGUGAUGUACUAGACUUUGCGGCAACAAGUCAAGUCUCUCCAAAGUAUCUCAGUAAUUCUUUUUCAACCAUGUGGAUGCUUAAAAAGAAAACGCUUAAGAGUCAGAAAUAUGACGAGACAAAGGUGAUGAUUGAACACCCUCAGUUUCGACGGCUCUGUCAGCAUGUGAUGGACGAAGCAAAGCACAUGGAUGGCAAUGAUUUGGCACACACUCUACUUUCUGUGGUAAAGUUAGGAGUUCCACAAAAUACCUUAUUAGUUCAGACAUUACUGAGGACUUGCCAGGAACGUAUCAAUGAAUUUAAUACGCGAUGUGUCUCGAUUAUUGCAAGCGCUUUGAAAGUCAUGGAAAAAUGCAAGAAUGUGGAAGCUCUUCAACUUGGACUACAGUUACUUUUACAAGACCAAGUCCACAAAAUAUCAGAUGUCUUUGUAUUACAAACCAUAAUGCGCAGUAUCGGGAAGGAUGUACCACUGACACUUAAGAAAAAUUUGGAGAACAAGAUGUUGAACCUGAUGAGUCACUUCACAGUUCCAAAUGCUUUUCAAAUGUUCAGGGUAUUGGGUGAAAUGGACUAUCUCUCUAUUCCGAUCCUGAAUGCUUGUAGUAAGACGAUAAUAGAAAACGUUGAAGGGACUCAAUUUCUCAACCUGCUGAAUGUUUUGAAAUUUGGCAAACAAUUAAGAUACCAAAAUAGGAUACUUUAUUCUACAUUAGCUGAUUAUGCCGCAUCAGUCUUCUAUACAUGGAACAGAAAUGAGGUAAUUCUGUUACUUUCAGCUUUUGAAAGGCUUGGUGUCCAUCCAGUUGAACUGAUGGAUAAAUUUCUUGAGGAAGUGAUGCUUCAUCCAGAAUCCUUGAACUUCAAAGAUGUUAUAAGUAUUCUGCAAGCCUACUCUAAUCUCAAUCACUUCUCCAGCGGCCAAAAUCAAGAGUUUCUUGACUCUCUGAAUAGUAUAUUGAAUAAACAUCUACAUGAGAUUGAUAAUAUGGAUUUACUAAGAGUUGUAUAUUCAUUCUGUCUUGUUGGAUAUCUUCCCCAACUUGCUCUUAAUCAAUUGCUUCAAGAGGAAAUUCUCAAUGAUGUAGUAAAAUCAGAAAAAAGUGUCGGUAUGUUGCCUGCAAUAAAGGUUUGUUUAGAACUUGAUGGAGUUUCUUCCACAACAUCAACAAUUUUACCAGAGAAAUUGUCGUCAUCACUAGAGAAAAUACUUGGUUUUCGUUAUCCUAAAAUACAGGAAGCCCUGCUUACACUUUUGGAAAAUGAAAAUUUGUUUCAAACAAAUGUACAGUUGACUCAAGGUUACUGCUUAGAUUUUGAAAUUUUAAUGGAUGCAAACCGAAAAAUAGCAUUGACAAGGACAGAAGCAGAUCAGCUGAAAGGGGACCCCAACCUCAAACGGAUAGCAGUUCUGUGCCCUCCUGCGAGCGCUUUCUCAAGUCCCUCACAACACCCGAAAGGCAGGUUGGCAAUGAAAAUAAGACAUUUAAAUCGACUGGGAUACCAAGUUAUAUUGGUUUCUUACAAGGAAUUCCAAAAACUGGAGAAAGACGAGGCCGUUUUCUUCUUCGAAAAACAAAAUAUUUUUGGCAGAAAACACUUAGCGUCUGAAUCAAGUACUCAAGAUGGCUGUAUUUAAAGCAUAUGUCUGAAAUGAGUUUCUGGGAGCAAGUCCAGUUGAGUUCAGUGAGAUUUGGGUUUUGAAUAUUAAAUGAUGGUAAUUGUGCUAUUUUUGUAAUUUUAAGAAAAAUAUCUGAAUAAGAUUCCUUAAUAACCCUGUCUCUCAAAUUCAUAUCUCUUCUGAAAUUGAAGAAGGAUAUAUGUAUGUGACUGCAAGUAUAUUUACCAUACCCUGUGGAUGCUGACUCUUGAGUAGGAAUAAAAAAUCUAUUGUUUUCAUUCUCAGUAAGAACUUGAUUGCAUAAUAAUUUAUUGGCUUGCAUACGAAUACAAGUAUUUUGUUCCUCCAGCUUCAUACUUAUUUAUCAGAUGCCAUUUUGAAAAUCCACUGUAAAGUAUAAUAAUAGCUUCAUACAUUUAUCAGAUGCCAUUUUGAAGAUCCACUGUAAUGUAUAAUAAUCAGGGAUAUUUGUGUUUUUAAAAUGUUUUAGAAGAAAUGAUUUGGACCUAUUGGAUUACAGUUUCUAACAUCCCCAACAAGCUGUCCAGAGAAGACAACCUAGGCUCUAUUAAAGCUGAAUCUAAUAUUUUAUGCCAGUGCAUUCGUUGUCCUAAAGAUGGCAGUAUUUGUCUGGUCAUAACUUACAUUUAGGAAGAGGUAUUAGGUAUUUGGUAUUAUUUUUGAUUUAGCUGUACAGAACUUUUGCUCCCACUGAGAAAAAUGCUAGAUAACAUCCCUCUCCUCAUUUUUGCCUUAAUAGAACUAAAUUACUCAAAAAUGUGUUCGUUGAGAAAAAUUCAGAUAUCUUCAUUUUUCUGAGUUACGGCUGACCAA